AUUGCAUUACGCAGUAGAACUCAGUCUUCCCUUUUCGACGGCCCUUUUAGUUUCCUUCCUGUCCUCGUUUUUCUUGAUCUCCGUGUACGUUGACGUAGUCUGUUUGUCUGGUGAGAGAUGGGGAACACCCGUGGUCCCGUUGUCCUGUUUCUUUGCUCUCUUUCUCUGUUCUUUGUCUUCUAUGCAUUCAAUCACUCCAGUCCGCAUUGCCCGUUUACUGGAUUUGGGAGUAGAUUGAGCUCCAAGCUCAAAAAUGGUUACUUGAGCUACGGAUUCACCUUGCGUUCCCACCAAUUGCUCGCUAGAGAACUAGAUCAAAUCAACACAAAACGACGAGCAUUAAUGUCUUGGAAUUUGGACUCGAAGGACUGGUACAUUAAGGGCCCUAUUAAGGAGGAGUUCACAUUUGCUGAAAAAUCUGCUCCAUUUAACAACUGUCAUGCUUCAACUAUAGUCGAGAUUGGUAAGAAUCACUUCUUGGUUGCUUAUUUCGGAGGCACUUCAGAGGGAGCCCCUGAUGUGAAGAUAUGGCUGCAGAGAUACCAGGAUGGACGGUGGAGUAUGCCUGUAGUCGUCGAUGAACAGCCUGAUGUUCCCCUGUGGAACCCUGUCUUGUUCAAGCUUCCAUCCAAUGAGCUGCUGCUGUUCUAUAAGAUUGGUCAAGAUUUUCAAAGAUGGAGUGGAUGCUUGAAAAGGUCAUACGACAAUGGUCUAACCUGGGAAGAGAGAGAACAACUUCCUCCUGGUAUCUUCGGACCAAUUAAAAAUAAGCCCAUUCUGCUUCAUAAUGGGCACCUGGUUUGCGGCACCUCCAUCGAGAGUUGGAACUCCUGGGGCUCAUGGGUGGAGGUUACCGCGGACUGUGGUAGAACCUGGAAGAAAUAUGGCCCGAUUUAUAUAAAGAAUGAAACACUAAGCGUGAUUCAACCAGUUCCUUACCUGACCUCAAAGGGCACACUACGCCUUCUGCUACGGUCAUUCAAUGGGAUUGGAAAGGUCUGCAUGUCAGAAUCCCAUGAUGGCGGUGUGAACUGGAGUUAUGCUGAACCCACCGAACUUCCAAACCCGAACUCAGGAAUCGAUGGGGUUAAACUAAAGGAUGGGCGUCUAUUGCUCGCUUACAACACAAUCUCGAGGGGCAUCCUUAAAGUCGCCCUGUCUCACAAUGACGGUGAUUCGUGGCAAGAAGUCCUAACGUUGGAAGAGACCCCGGGAAUGGAGUUUUCGUACCCAGCUGUUAUACAGGCUAGUGAUGGACUCGUUCACAUCACUUACACAUAUAACAGAACUCAAAUCAAGCAUGUUAUUCUUCAUGUGGCAAUGCAUCAGAAAUAAAAAGAGAUGAUAGGAGAUUCUUCUGAUGGGGAAACUCGUGGUCCCUUCACUGCAGGGAAAGAGAGCAUCAAUUCGAGUUUAAGGUAUGCAAGCACAAACAACUGUUGGAGUCAUUCUCAAAAAGCAGCAAUUGCACUGGGAAACCUUUUAGGCCGCGAAUGGAGAAGCUUGGAGGAGCUGUAUUAUUAGAUGAUCUGCUGAUCUAUUUCAAACUUCUUGUACUGCUAAAGGAUUCCAUGGAAGAAUCCUAUGUUUGUGUCAAACACUGCACAAAUAUCUGGCAACAGUUCGAGACAUAUCCCCAUUAAUGUCGAUGCGGAUGGAAUAUGUUACUUUGAAUUCGAAAAGCGAACUCUCCGAUGCUCUGCAACUUGGAUACUUGUAGUGAUUUCAUAAA
This is a messenger RNA of Punica granatum (pomegranate), 1732 nucleotides long. The record is from RefSeq and is a predicted model, not a curated record. NCBI's taxonomy places the organism in Eukaryota, Viridiplantae, Streptophyta, Magnoliopsida, Myrtales, Lythraceae.